This is a messenger RNA of Vicia faba (fava bean), 279 nucleotides long. NCBI's taxonomy places the organism in Eukaryota, Viridiplantae, Streptophyta, Magnoliopsida, Fabales, Fabaceae. The record is from the annotation of a GenBank genome assembly.
AUGGAAGAUGCAGUUUCUGAGUUCUUUGGUGAAUCUUCUGCAGAAUAUAGAAGGAAUGAAUAUGAAGAUGAAGUUGUUAUGGUGGAGGAUGAUGAUGAAGAUGAAGAAGAAAGGGAGACAUUUAUGGAGGAAUCAGAGAGCAGGUUCUCUGAUCCUUCUGCGGAAUUGGAGAGUGAAUUAAAGCAUGGACACAAGCUUCAUCCUGCUGCAAGGUGCUUCUGGAGAGCUGCAGGCAACACAAGGUUCACGAUCAAGAUAGUAUUUGUCAAAUUCUACUAA